AUGGAUUCGAUGCGCAGCCUGAACACGUCGCUCCCCAAGACGAGGCGACAGCCCGACGUGCACCAGUCGUUCCGGACGGCGGCACUCAACGUCACCAACCUGUACAAGUCGGCGCUUGCCGACCUCGACAGGGCCCGCUCCGACGGCUACCAGGAGGCUCUGGACGACCUGCUGGCCUUCCUGGACAAGGAGAACAUGGGGGCGGGCGGCGGCGAGGGAGGCCGGAUACGGCAGUGGGCAACCGAGCGCCUGGAUGGAUCUCUGCCCAAGCAGUCGGGCAGCGAGAGCGACGAGGAGUACCUGGACGACAAGCGCGCCCGCAGCUCCUCUCCCAUCAUGGAGCGAAACCUCGGCCUCGACGACGCACGCACUCUCGAACCAGCUGCGGAAGCCGGGCACCGCUGCGACUCUGCACCGCCGCCGGUGCACAUGGAAGCCAUGACGACCGAAGCCGAGCUGUCACCCUUGCACCACGUUUUCCAGUUCUCCGCACCCCAGGCCUUCCCCUCGGGCCCGACAGCAGACAAUAACAACAACAACAACAGCAACAACAACGCAAUCGACAUGUCGGCCUCGGCCCGCCACGCCUUCUCCAGCCCUCGCCGCUCGUCGAACCGCCCCGCCCCGCGAAACCUCCAGCGCUCUGCGGCGCAAAACCUCUUCCAGCUGGGCAAUGGCGCAGGGCAGAAGCGGCGGCUCAUGAACGACUUCUUCAACGUGGACGGUUUCAACGACGGGCGAGACGGCUCUUCGGGCGGACCCAAGCGCGGGCGCAUGUCGUGA
Molecule: messenger RNA, 783 nt
Organism: Exserohilum turcica Et28A
Lineage: Eukaryota; Fungi; Ascomycota; Dothideomycetes; Pleosporales; Pleosporaceae
Exons: 1
Coding region: 1-783 (260 amino acids)
Source: RefSeq, a predicted model, not a curated record